Parastagonospora nodorum SN15 is the source of this 954-nucleotide messenger RNA. RefSeq lists its product as hypothetical. Gene Ontology annotation, molecular function: oxidoreductase activity. Bases 1 to 906 code for a protein of 301 amino acids. NCBI's taxonomy places the organism in Eukaryota, Fungi, Ascomycota, Dothideomycetes, Pleosporales, Phaeosphaeriaceae. The record is from RefSeq and is a predicted model, not a curated record. The transcript has 3 exons.
AUGGGCAACGGCAAGGCUGGUAACGAGGAGCUCAAGGGCUCCAAGCUCUUUGAUGUAUCACACGUCACUGCCCUCGUCACUGGAGGUGGUACAGGCAUUGGUCUCAUGAUUACACAAGCUCUUGUAGCGAACGGUGCAAAGGUGUACAUUACAAGCCGCCGUGAAGAGGUUUUGAAGAAGACCGACGAGCUUUAUGACAGCGGCCCAGGACAGAUCAUCCCUCUACAGGGUGAUGUCAGCGACAAGGCGGAUGUAGCACGCCUGUACAAGGAGCUUUCCGAGAAGGAGCCCAAGGGCAUUCAGCUCCUCGUCAACAAUGCAGGUAUUGCGCGUGAUGACAACACCAAGUUCUCCACAGCUGGUCAGCCGAACAUGGACGAUGCCGAGUCAAUCUCACAGCACUUUCUCAAGUCGGAGGAACAAAGCUGGGCCGACACAUUCAAGACCAACGUUGGAAGCAUCUUCUGGAUGAGCAUGACCUUCUUGCCUCUGCUGGCCAAGGGCAAAGACGUGACUCCGGGCUAUACCUCCUCAGUCAUCAAUGUCAGCAGUAUCUCCGGCUACAUGAAGGGCAGCAGCAGCGGCCAGUUUGCAUACGCGAGCUCAAAGGCAGCUGCCACCCAUCUCAGUCGUAUGCUGGCGACAACUUUCGUUGGCACCAAGGUCCGCGUCAACACCAUCGCGCCUGGCGUGUUCCCUUCAGAGAUGACCACGGGCUCUUCGGACGAAGACAACAAGAGUGUCAUCAAAUCUGAAAUGUCGAACCCUGCUGGCCGACCCGGCAAGGACACUGACAUGGCUGCUACUGUACUGCUCCUGGCCGGCCCAGGUGGUGUCUUCUACAACGAGCAGGUCUUGUACCCUGACGGUGGCAACACGCUCACCCAACCCUCCGCAAGAGCUUAGCUAGGUCGUGGGUUUAUUCAAGGAACAAUGCAAAAAAGAUCACGACUU